Messenger RNA from Hypoxylon fragiforme, 894 nucleotides. RefSeq lists its product as uncharacterized. NCBI's taxonomy places the organism in Eukaryota, Fungi, Ascomycota, Sordariomycetes, Xylariales, Hypoxylaceae. Gene Ontology annotation, cellular component: cytosol. The coding region runs from base 1 to 894 and encodes 297 amino acids. The record is from RefSeq and is a predicted model, not a curated record. The transcript has 2 exons. Gene Ontology annotation, molecular function: oxidoreductase activity.
AUGUCCACCACCCCCCCUUUCUCCUCCCCCACCAAACGCUGGCACACCUCAGCCCAGCCCUCCACCCUCCCCUCCCUCCCCUCGCUCUCCGCCAAAGGCAAGUCCGUGCUCAUCACGGGCGGGGGCACCACCGGCAUCGGCGGCGAAACAGCGCGGUCCUUCGCCUUAGCCAGCGCAUCCCGCAUCGCGCUCCUGGGUCGCCGAUCGCAGCCUCUCCUGGCGAACAAGGCGUUCAUCGAGGACAAGUACCCCGGCGUGGAGGUGCUCGCGAUCCCCACGGACGUCACGAAGCAGGAGCAGGUCGACGCGGCGUUCGCCCAGUUCGCGGGCAGCGGUGGGAAGAUCGACGUGCUGAUCCACAGCGCAGCGACCAUUGGGCCGAAGGAGCCCGUAGCGGAGGCGGAUGGGGAUGCGUAUCUCGGCGCCAUCCAGACGAACAUCGCGGGGUCUUUCUAUGUUGCGCGGGCGUUCCUCCGACACGCGGCGCCAGAUGGCGUUGUGGUUGCGAUGAACACGUUCGGGACGCAUCUGAGUCUCAAUGAGUACUUCUCUUCCUACUGCGUCGGGAAGAUGGCCGUUUACCGCCUCUGGGACACCGUGGCGUUUUCAAACCCGAGCUUGAGCAUUUUUCAUACGCACCCGGGCGUCAUUCUCACGGAGAUGAAUUUGGCGACGGGAGGGGCGGCGAGUUUUGAGAAUAUCGAGGUUGACGAUGUGUCCUUGCCGGCAAGCUUCAAUGUCUGGCUUGCGAGCCCCGAGUCCCGUUUUCUGAAGAACAAGUUCGUGUGGUGUAACUGGGAUGUGGAUGAACUCAAAGCGCAAGCCAAGGAGCUUGAAGCGGGAACGAAGCUGAAUAUUGGGCUUGUGGGGUGGCCAUUUGAGGAUGCUGUCUAA